AUGAACACCACCUGGGCCCUGCCGGACCGGCCGCUCAGCGUCAAGGAGAUCGAUGUCGAGGCCAGAAAGUUCGAGUUCAACAGUCUAGUCGGCCUCAAACAAUGGCUGCGCGCCGCAGACACCCUCCUUCGCCAGGGCAACAUGUACGCCCGAGAAGGCAACAUGAGCCAGGCCUACCUCCUCCUCCUCCGGUACUCAACCCUUGUCAUGGACCACCUGCCCAAACAUCCAGAAGCCAAGACCUCCGACGGCAAACGCGCCCUGAAACCCCUCACUAUCGGACUUCCCAGGGUCUUUGACACGUUGGAACAGCUGAAGCCCCAGAUCACGGACGCUCACGACGAGUGGGUCAGGAUACAUGCGAGCCAACCUGACGGUUCGAUUAGGCUCGAGGGAGAGAAGUCCCCGUACGAGAGACAGGCCGCGAGGGACCCGGCACUGUCGUGGAACCCAAAGGUCCGAGCAAAGCUACUGGACGCAGGGGAGCAUCAGGACCUGGCCGUCGACCUGGCCCAGCGAGAGAUCAGGCGCCGGGAUGCGGCUCGUAAGGCGACCCGCCAGGCUGGCAUCUCCGAGGAGGAAGAGCAGGCACGACGGGGCGCUGGGCUCUGGGACGACUGGGACGUUACUGCCCCUCGAGACGGACCAGGCGCUGCACGCGAUGAUGGCGAUGUCAUCAGGCGCAACAUGGAUGCUGCGCGCCGCAGGCUGGACCAGACCGACCAGGCAGCACGCCCACCCAGCUCCGACGGCAGCUACCCACCGCGGCCGAACAGCUACAGCACUUAUGACCGGCGGCCAUCGUACCAAUACCCGUCCAUCUCGAGAUCCUCGGUGCCCCAGUACGAGCCCUCCAUCGGCGACCCAUACCGCGGCAGUCGUCCUCGUCCUCCCCCUCCUCGUCCAGCGAAGGAAGACUACCAAUCACGUUCAGCGCCUCCACGGCCAAGCAAGGAACCUGUUGACUCGUUCGGCUCAGCGCACGACGUAUCACCCACCACCGCACAGCCUGAGCCUCCGGAGCUGCCACCAAAGUCGAUGGAUCGCAAGGAGCGCUUUACUUUCAGGCCAGCAGCCUACCUCGAGAAUGGUACUCCUAUCCGGCCUGUUUUCCUGCCGGAUCGUCUGCGCCAUGAAUUUCUUACCAUUGCCUCUCCAAACACCAGAAAGGGCCUCGAGAUGUGCGGCAUACUGUGCGGGACAUCAGUCAACAACGCCUUGUUCAUCAGCACCCUCAUCAUACCGAAACAAACGUGCACCACCGACACCUGCGAGACGGACAACGAGGAGGAGGUGAUCGAGUUCUGCAUGAAAGAAGACCUCAUGGUGUUUGGGUGGAUCCACACUCAUCCAACUCAAACAUGUUUCAUGAGCUCGCGGGACUUGCAUACGCAGUCGGGCUACCAGGUCAUGAUGCCGGAGAGUAUCGCAAUCGUUUGUGCCCCACGAUCCGAGCCCUCCUACGGCAUCUUCCGACUGACGAACCCACCUGGGCUCGACCAUAUCCUCCAUUGCACUCAAUCCUCCACCUUCCACCAGCACAGCAUUAACGGUCUGUAUACCGACGCCAAGCACCCCGGUGGCCACGUCUACCAUUCCAAUCAGUUAGACUUCCACAUCGAGGACUUGCGUCAGCCCUCGCGAAUAUAA
Diaporthe batatas is the source of this 1650-nucleotide messenger RNA. RefSeq lists its product as uncharacterized. Gene Ontology annotation, biological process: protein K63-linked deubiquitination. Gene Ontology annotation, cellular component: endosome; membrane. The transcript is spliced from 3 exons. NCBI's taxonomy places the organism in Eukaryota, Fungi, Ascomycota, Sordariomycetes, Diaporthales, Diaporthaceae. Gene Ontology annotation, molecular function: protein binding; K63-linked deubiquitinase activity; metal-dependent deubiquitinase activity. The coding region runs from base 1 to 1650 and encodes 549 amino acids. The record is from RefSeq and is a predicted model, not a curated record.